Nerophis lumbriciformis (worm pipefish) is the source of this 3528-nucleotide messenger RNA. Lineage: Eukaryota; Metazoa; Chordata; Actinopteri; Syngnathiformes; Syngnathidae. The record is from RefSeq and is a predicted model, not a curated record.
AUGACCUUCCUGUGUGACCAGCGUUGCCUCCGUCUAAUAACCGGCAUAGAUCACUUCAAAUAUAGCAAAAUGGAGUUGGCAGUGAACAAGCAGAAGCACACACGGCAGCUCUUCUUCUUUUCCGCCAGAAUCGUUGCCCUUCUCAGUAUACUUUAUCAUCUCUCACUAGCUUUUCCAACCCAAAGCCCUUCUGCACAUGACGACAUCCAGACGCCGCUCUGGGUGAACAUUUCCCACUCGGGUGUCCUUUAUGCCCCGCUUGGCCAAGCCGUCAUCAUCCCCUGCUCAUCGUCCUCAUCGCCUCUCAUGCUGCCGCGGGUCAAGUGGACGCUAGUGUCCGACGAGACUGAAACGCAAAUCUUGGUGGCGCGGGGCGGCAAGGUGAAAAUCAACGAGGCGUACCGAGGCCGGGCCGAUUUGCUCAACUACCGCUCCUCGCCUGAGGAUAUGUCAAUGUGGCUGUUGGACACGCGCUCAAGCGACUCGGGGCACUAUCGCUGUGAGGUGCAGCAAGGCCUGGAAGACACUAGCGACAUUGUCCAACUGAAGGUCAAAGGUGUAGUAUUCCACUACAGGGACGCCAUGGGUCGAUAUGCACUCACCUUCCACAAGGCCCAGAGGGCUUGCAAAACCAUUGGAGCUCAAAUCGCGACUCCUAGUCAGCUUCGGGCGGCAUAUUUUGACGGGUAUGAACAGUGUGAUGCAGGCUGGCUAGAAGACCGAACCGUUAGAUAUCCAAUCCAAAAUCCUCGUGUAGCUUGCUAUGGCGACAUGGAUGGAGAACCAGGUGUGAGGAACUACGGGAGAAUGAAUCCACAGGAACACUUUGAUGUAUAUUGCUAUGUGGAACACAUGGAUGGGGAGGUGUUCCACGACGCUGUUCCACAGCAAUUGUCCUUCGAGGGGGCCCGGGCAUACUGCAGUGCAACAGGAGCGCAGCUGGCUUCUGUAGCGCAGCUUUACCUGGCGUGGAGCGAAGGUCUGGAUAACUGUAGCCCAGGCUGGCUGGCUGACGGCAGCGUACGUUACCCCAUCAGGACCCCCAGAGAACGCUGUGGAGGUCCCCAGGCUGGUGUCAAGACUGUGUAUCGCUUCAACAACCAAACAGUCUUUCCAGAGCCAUCCAGCCUUUAUGACGUAUAUUGUUACAGAGGUAACAGAACUAUACCAACUGACUCUCCCAUGGACAUAACAAGCACACUGGAAUCUAGCACCCUUGAACAAGAUGUUAUCAUCUUAAUGGACAAAGACAAAGAACUGCCACAAGACCAAAGUUCGGAACAAAUUGAACGUGAGGUUCAAAGUGUUCUAGAAACCAUUCCACUAUUCUCAGUUCCUCCUACGGAAGAAACCCCGAUAGAGGAACAGACGACGUUUACAUCUGAUACAUCAGCACCUCCUUUGAGUACCAUGGGUGCUUUAGACUUCCAAGGAUCUUUUGACGACAUAUCCUCUUCUACAGAAAAAGACUAUGACUCUAGGCACAUCACAGGACUGAGAAAUAGUUCUCUCCAAAGCACAGAAACAUAUGUUACCCUUCGAAACAUUUCACUCCAUUCCACCUUUUACAACAGCACAGAUUCAUAUCACAACUUAACUUACUGGCUAUCUGAAGUAGAAAGCACAACAAGGCUAGAAGAGUCUAACGCCACCAAUGGCCAGAACUUAACAGCCGACAUCUCAAACCAGGUCACACAGACACUAGAGAUGAUGACGUCACUGCAGGGUUUGGAUUUGAACAGUACGCACACUGACAUGCAUGAAAAUGAGACCCGAGUAGAGAGUCUAGAAGCUCCUCUUUUGACUAUAGACCCAAUUGAGAAAAGACAGCCUGCAACACCAUUCAUCCCAACAACUGAACCCCCGGAGGAUCUCUCCUCAUUUUGGAUUCCUGUGAGUGGUUCUGGAGAUACUUCUCAAGAAAGUCGCAAAGAAGUUGCUGUUUUCAAAUUCAGUCCCGAAUCAGAGUCCCCAACACACCAGACAGUUUCUACCUCAACCGGCCAUGCUCCACCAGAGUCUUUCACAACCAUCCGAGAUCAAACCGCAGAAAUAACAAAGCAUUCUGCCAGUCUCGCCUCGGACAAUGUCUCAACACAUCUGCGCCUCUGGGAGUCUGUUUCUGUACAGGAGGGAAGCACCAGUUUGGAAAUUGAAGAUAACAUGGAGAGUGAUGAAAAGCAGCCCCUUCCAACCAGACCUACUCGUUUUUGGGUAAGCUCACCCUCCACCGAAGCUCCCGAGACGUCCAACGAGUUGCCUACAGAUCCGAUGACAGUACUGUAUCAGCCAUCAGGUAAUGGACACCUCUUUGACAGCGCCACAGUCAGCUAUGAGGAGGUAGAAGCCGAAGAAAUGACGACAUCGCUCGACGACAGCACUUCCACCGGCCCGGCAUUUGACGACGACAUCACCAUUUUACCCUUUAAUUCUGAGCUGUCUAAGUGGGAUCUCCUGACCACCACCACCACUAGACCCCAAGAAUCUCUCAAGGAUUUGGAGCUCAGCACCAGAUCCUCGUCCAGCUCAACCACAAUCAAGACAACCACGUGGCGGUCCUGGAUUUCACCGACCACGACCACUCCCAACAUCUUCCACCGGAUAACUGAUCCCUGGAAAUCGACUACUUUGGAACCAGAGUAUGACUCUACCCAGGCUCCUUCUGGCCAAGUUUUGCCCAACGAGAGGGUAGCAGCAGCAGCCGGUAAAGUGAAAGUUGCAGUUUCAGAUGCUUGCUUUAAUGAGCCAUGCCUCAAUGGGGGCACUUGCAUGGAGCAGGAGGGCCAAAUUCAGUGCCUCUGCCUACCCACCUAUGGGGGCAACCUCUGCGAACAGGACCUUGAGACUUGCGAGCCAGGCUGGGACAAGUUCCACGGCUUCUGCUACCGCCACUUCGGCCAGCGUCUGAGCUGGGAGGUGGCCGAACAGCACUGCCGCAUGCAGGGUGCCCACCUGGCCUCUAUUAUGACCCCUGAGGAGCAGACCUACAUCAACAGCAACUACAAAGAAUACCAGUGGACCGGCUUGAACGAUAAGACCAUUGAGAAUGAUUUUAGGUGGUCUGAUGGUAACCCGUUGUUGUACGAGAACUGGUACCGAGGGCAGCCGGACAGCUACUUCCUAUCUGGCGAAGACUGUGUGGUAAUGGUAUGGCACGACGACGGCCGUUGGAGCGACGUGCCCUGCAACUAUCAUCUGGCCUACACAUGCAAAAAAGGCACAUCCUCGUGCGGCCCCCCGCCUAAGGUACGGAACGCCUCCAUGUUUGGGAAGCCUCGGCAGCGCUACGAGACAGACGCCGUGGUUCGUUAUCACUGUAAUCGGGGCUUUCAACAAAGACUGAAUCCGCUGAUUCGCUGUCUGUCUGGGGGGAUAUGGGAAAGACCCCAAAUUCGGUGCAUCUCAGAGUAUGGAGUUCUGAACCCAGACGCUGAAAUGGUUUCUUCUACGGAAAGCAACUUGGCCGCCCAUCAAGAUGGUUUUGAAACCACCACAGACACGCCACUUUACUGGGACAUCAAGUUUUAA